Lasiosphaeria miniovina is the source of this 1608-nucleotide messenger RNA. Its product is annotated as general substrate transporter. Gene Ontology annotation, molecular function: carbohydrate:proton symporter activity. The record is from RefSeq and is a predicted model, not a curated record. Gene Ontology annotation, biological process: transmembrane transport; carbohydrate transport. The transcript is spliced from 2 exons. Bases 1 to 1608 code for a protein of 535 amino acids. Lineage: Eukaryota; Fungi; Ascomycota; Sordariomycetes; Sordariales; Lasiosphaeriaceae. Gene Ontology annotation, cellular component: membrane.
AUGACCAACACCGGCAUCUUCAGCGGCGACGGCGCACCGGGGUUGCGCGGGCCGCUGCUGGUGGCGGAGAUCACGGCCGUGUGCAGCGCGGGGUUCCUGCUCUUCGGCUACGACCAGGGCGUCAUGUCGGGCGUCGUCAUCUCGGAAUCCUGGCUCGACGCCAUGGGCCGCCCCUCGGAGCUCGUCGUCGGCACCAUCACGGCCCUCUACGACAUUGGCGCCAUCAUCGGCGCCCUGCUCGCCGCAGUUACCGCCGAGUCGCUGGGCCGCAAGCGCACACUGCUUCUGGGCGCCCUCGUUGUCGCCGCCGGCGGCCUGCUGAUGGGCGCCGCCCCCUCGCGCGCCCCCUUCAUGGCCGCCCGCGUGGUUGUCGGCGUCGGCGUCGGCUAUACGACGAGUGUGACGCCCGUCUACCAGAGCGAGAUCAGCGCUCAUGCCCAGCGCGGCUGGCACGUGUGCUGCCAGCUCACCACCAUGCUGGUCGGCCUUGCGCUCGCCUACGUGAUCAACUACGGCCUCUACUUCCGCCCGGGCUCGGCGCAGUGGCGCCUCCCGCUCAUCUUCCAGUGCGCGUUCGCCCUCUUCAUCUUGGUCUUGACGCCCUUCCUGCCCGACACCCCGCGCUGGCUGGUGCGCCACCGGGCCGACGAGGGAGGGGCCACUGCCUCGCGCGGGCUCGCCGUGCUGGCGCGGCUUAGGGGCAAGCUUGAGGAUGACGAGGGUAUCCGCCGCGAGAUGGCCGAGAUUCAGGACGCCAUCGCCCGCGAGUCCAAGGAGCGCGCGGCAUGGGCCGAUUUGUUCCGGUCCCACGGCGUCAAGGCCGACAAGCGCCUCUACCUGGCCGUGGGCAUCCAGUUGAUGCAGCAGGCCUCGGGCAUAAACAUCAUCACAUACUACGCGCCGACGCUGUUCACAGCCAGUCUCGGCAUGAGCCAGGAGCGAGCGCUGUUCCUGGGAUGCUUCACGCAGAUAUGGUACGUCUUCGCAUCGCUCGUGACAUGGUACACCAUCGACCGCAUUGGGCGGCGCAAGCUGUUCAUCACCAUGGCGCUGGCCAUGAGCAUCAUCCUGGUCGGCGAGGCGCUCGCUACGGCGACGGGGACCCGUGCAGGCGCCGUGGCGGCUGUUGUCUGCCUGCUUCUGUUCGAGGCCUGCUUCUCGUGGGGUUGGAUGGCCUGCGUGUGGAUCUACCCGCCCGAGAUCCUGCCGCUGAGCAUCCGCGCCAAGGGCUCCGCGCUGGCGACGGCGGCCGACUUCCUCGGCAACUGGUUCGUCGUGCAGGUGACGCCAGUCGGCAUCGCCAAGAUGGGCUGGCGGUUCUAUCUCAUUUGGGCCGCGUUCAACCUCGUCAACGCCGUCGUGGUGUGCAUCUUCUACCCCGAGACGGGCGGGCUCCAGCUCGAGGCCGUCGACCACGUCUUUACCGAGCAGCUGGAGCGCACUGCAUCGUCGCCUGCCACGGGUUUGGGGCUGCUGGUGGAAAAGUUGCAGUGGGCGCCGGUCAGGGUUGCUGCGCAGGCCGUCGAGGAGAGCAAGGCUCGUGCUCGUAGACUUGGAGAGGAACAGGGUCUCCUAGAGGAUGAGAGCACCGCAGACUACGGCAUAUAG